Mollisia scopiformis is the source of this 1615-nucleotide messenger RNA. RefSeq names its product beta-lactamase. Lineage: Eukaryota; Fungi; Ascomycota; Leotiomycetes; Helotiales; Mollisiaceae. The transcript has 4 exons. The coding region runs from base 304 to 1536 and encodes 410 amino acids. The record is from RefSeq and is a predicted model, not a curated record.
CAGCCAUUCGCUGCGGCGCAGAAUCUGCACUAUUGGUGCGAUUACUUGGCCCGCUCUUAGCGAUACUUGGCUUGGCAGUGAGUGUGGAGUUAAUCUCAUACCAAGCGAAGUUAGGCUUAGUAUGGAUUUAUAUGAAGCUUUUCCGUCUCCACUUUUUCUGACAAUACCUGCAAGUCACGUUUCGUGACGUUAUCCAUCCUAAGCAGGUGGGGUCGAUAUCAGAAAGGUAUUGAGUUUCUGCUCCUUUCAGUCUUCCUGGUUCCUGGUAUCGGAAUUUCAACAAUUGCUCUACUACUGUCAACCAUGCCAGAUACAUUCAAUGAUACCAUGUCCCAGGAUUUCCUGGUCCAGGACAAAUUAGCUCUCAAUGCCGCAGAAAACACCAUCCCAGGCGCUGUUUGCUGGGCAAUAGAUUCGACAGGGAACCCCGUUCUACCUCCAGAUACCUUAGGGCAUCGCUCUAUUCUUCCUGACGCUCAACCUAUGUCUAAGGAUACGGUAUUCUUCUUAGCUUCCACAACAAAACUCGUGACUGCUGUCGCUGCGAUGCAAUGCGUCGAACGUGGGUUAAUUAGCCUCGAUGACCCCGUAGGCAAGCACUUACCAGAAAUCGACAACGCAAAAGUCAUUGAAGGAUGGCGACAAGAUGAAAAUGGCAAAGAAGAGCCAAUUUUAAGACAAGCAACGAGUCAGGUAACUCUUCGUCAACUUCUUUGCCAUACCAGCGGCGUGAGCGCCAGUAUCUUUGACCCGGUCUAUCGAAAAUAUAAUGAUUGGAAAGGGUGGCCGCAACGCAAUCCCACGACUCCGGAAUUGAUGGCACAUCCGUUGAGAUUUGACCCUGGGACAAAAUGGAUAUAUGGUUUUGGGAUAGACUGGGCCGGAAUUCUGGUAGGACGCUUGAACAAUUGCACUUUGGGAGAGUAUUUCCAGACAAAUAUCUUCGACCCGUUAAAGUUGACUUCCACAACAUUACGACCAACAAAACAUCCAAAAAUCCAAGAUCGACUGGCGUCAAUUACCGUAAGAGAUAAGUUAGGACAAUUACAACCAGAGCCGUUCAACAUCUGGUUGAAGGACUCAGAAGAAGUGGAGAUGGAUUCAGGUGGCUAUGGGCUAUUUUCCACCGCCGAAGAUUAUAUUUCCUUUCUCCACACCUUCAUCUUGGAUGACAAUCCUCUUCUGAGCAAGGAAUCAAUGGAUGAGAUGUUCAAGCCACAACUUCCGAGCUCUGAAUGGCUGAAAGCAAAUGCCGUGGAUUCAAAGGGUAUCGUCAUAUCUGGGAACAUCAUGUUCCCAGAGUCUCCUGUUAAUCAUGGGCUGGGAUUUAUUCUCGCUGAGGAAGACUUACCAACCGGUUGUACUGCCUGGGCUGCCGAAGGAGGAGGACUGACGAACACAUUUUGGUGGAUUGAUAGAAAGGCAGGAAUUGCUGGUGUGGUGUUCCUCAAUAUGUUACCAUAUAUGGAUACAGAAGCGGUCCAGCUUUGGAAAAAGUUUCAAGCGAAGACUUAUAGCAAGCUGAAAGAAAGGUGAACAGCCGGCCACUAGAUAGCGAGCAUUUUUAGAGUCUUUCAAUGACAAUGGGAAAGCGGUAUUAGUUUGUGCGUAGCUG